AUGAAUCAUUUAGAAAAACUAAAUGAUACUCUCAAUACAUCAUAUUUAUCAAGUAAUCAUAGAGUUAUAUUUUAUUUACAAAAUUCAACAACUAAUUCAUUCAAUAUUCUUUCAAAAGAUUCAUCAAAUGAUUUAUAUAAUAUAAAACAAAUUCCAUCAUAUAAUCGUACAAAUUCUUUAUCAGAAGAUGAUUUAUUAUCAAGAUCAGAUUUUAGUUCAACUUCAAGUUUAUCUGAUCAAAUAACAAGUUCAAAUACAUCAUUAUCAGAAGAACUUGAUUUUGAUUUUGGAUUUGAUCGAACAAGUGAUGAUGAUGAUGAUGAAGAAGAAACUCAAGAAAUUUCAGAUAAAAAUAAUGGUACAUUAAAUUUAUUCGGUAAAUCAAAAUUAAAAGCAUAUAUUGAUGAAUUAGAAAAAGUUCAUGAUCAAUCUUUAAAACAAUCUAUUUUACAUGAUUCAACAUAUACAUUACAUUCAGAAGAUCUUGUUACACCAUAUACAACAGAUAAUGAAGAAAUUGAAGAUGGAAUUGGUAUACGUUCAAAGUCAUUAAAUCUUGCACGAUCUAAAGCAAAAUCAAUUGUACUAAACAAACAACAAAAAAAAGUUGUUCGAUUUGCUGAUAAGUUGGGUCUUGAUUUAGAAACUAUUCGUUAUAUGACUCCACCAGAUCAUUCAACAAAUUCUUUUAUGUCAGAAUUUACUCAAUUACAUUCUAUUAAAAAUCAAAAUAAUUCAAUUCGAUCACCAUUUUCUCUAUCAUCUACACAUUUAAAUCAAUAUAAUCUUAUUUCAAAAAAUUUUACAUCACCAACAAAUAUAUUUCCAUUAAUAUAUGAAAAACAAGUAAUACUUGAAUGUUUAUAUACAAAAGAUUCAAUUGCAUAUGGAACAAUUCGUGUACAUAAUCUUAAUUAUAAUAAAAAUGUUUUUGUUCGUUUAACAUAUAAUGAAUGGAAAACAUUUAAUAAUAUUCAAGCAUAUUAUUUAACGAGUUAUUCAAAUAAUAAUACAGAUGUAUUUAUAUUUGAAAUAAAUUUAGCAAAAUUUAAUAAUAAUGAUGAUAAAACUAAACUAAAAAGAAUUUUAUUUGCUAUUUGUUUACAAACAAUGGGAAAAGAAUUUUGGGAUAAUAAUCAACAAUCAAAUUAUGUAUUGGACGUCAUAUUGAAAGAUGAUAGAUACAUCACAAAAUAA
This is a messenger RNA of Rotaria sordida, 1197 nucleotides long. The record is from the annotation of a GenBank genome assembly. Lineage: Eukaryota; Metazoa; Rotifera; Eurotatoria; Philodinida; Philodinidae.